AUGGGGGGACAGCUCCCCUCCGCCCGGGUCGGCGCAUUUUCGGCCGUCUACUGCGAUCCGUACGGCGCUGUGUGGACUGUUGGUGGGUCCGGCACGCGUGUCUUCUACUUCUCCGCGUCCGCAGUGGCGGAGCAGAUGUCGCCACUUUCGGCGUCCACGGUCGAGGAACCCUCUGCACCACUGUUUGAGUGCAAUGACUCGGACAGUGUCCUUGCUGUGGUGUUUCCAACGACUUGCGGGGGGCUGCGCGUCUUUGCAUGUAUCGCUACUGCAGCUGGAUGCCUUGUACUCGUCGACGCUGACGCGCCCACGAGUGUGUUGCUGUGCCAGUGCGACCUCGGGGUGCCGCUGACGGCGGUGGCGGCUGCUCCACUUAACACAACUGACACAACACCCAACGGGGCGGGAAAUACGGAAGAUGCCCUGGAGGGUGAGCAGAAGGAAUACGUUCAGAAAAUUGGGGUAUUGGUGUCGUCCUUUGAUGGAACAUUUAGCGAAGUUGUCUUCGUGCAGUGGGGAGACAGCAACAGGAGUGAGGCUGUCGAUGCCAACGGUGUGGCCACGGCGGGGUUGUACCGCAUACGUGGUCGCCUUCACACCGUGGCACUCGACGAGACGCGGGAGCGCAUCGUGACGGUGACACAGCGCGGCGAUGUGGAUGUGUGGAACUGGCGCAGGCGCGCCGACGAGACGCUCUCCUUUGGGAUGCCAGCGUACCGUGCGGAGGAGCAUGGGGAGCCGUCAUGCUGCGUGCUGCUGCGCGGCGGGCGGCUGUGGGUCGGCACCGCUACUGGCUGUAUCGCCGCGUUCUUGCUGAAGCCGAGCACCGCCGAUGGGGCGCCGCAGCGUGUGUGGCAGGCGCACCGCAAGGGCCUCGCGGUGCGCAGCCUGCUGGUCAUGUCUCUGGGCCGUCACGUGUGGAGUUACGCUGACGACAGGCGCGCGUGCGUGUGGGACGUUGACACGCUAACGCUGCAGGGUUCCUUCCAGUUCCCGGGCGAUGGCUUCGCGGCGCUGCGCUGCGGGGCUCGGGAUGUGCGCACGACCAUGUGGGGCGUUGACGCGAGCGCGGGGACGGCGACGUGGCUCUCUGUGCAGGAGCCGCUUCUACAUGCCGACAGUUGCGCUGUUUUGGCGCACAAGGAGUGUAUUAUUAGGCGGGGCGACGUGGAGCGGUUUACCGUCCUCGAGGCCCUCGUCACUCACCUUUGCACGCUUCUGCAGCAGCAACAACAGCAGCAGGAAACCGCGGAGGAGCAGGAAGACGAUAGGGAAGUAAGGGAGGGGGCAGACAUGUCCACGCCACCGCACGUGGAAUUGGCACUGCAGCAACUCGCGGAAGAUUACCCGACCGCCCGUGCGCUGCCGUCGGCUGUGGCGUCGCUUAUUGUGGGCCAGCGGAUGUUGAGGCGGGCGCUCGCGGAGGAGACACUGCGCUCGAAAAGUUUUCUCGAGGAUCUCCAGCGCUUGCUCGUGGAACGACGCCGACACCGUGAGCUGCACGCGCAGGUACAGCGUUGUCUGGAGGAGCUGCACGGACUUCUGCCACGCGAGGAGCAGUGCGAGAGUCUUGACGACGUUGCGGUUGCGGUGCGUUCCUUACUGCAGCGUAACACGUCACCGUCUACCUCUCUUCUUCUGACGCCCACUCGCAACAAACCACGAGGCCCUUCGCACACGCGUAGCCUAUCGGCGGACGGUGUUGCCGCGGCCGCCUCACCGCCUGCCGAGGCGCGUGACGACCACACGCAUGCUCUACAGGCGAAUCUUGAGGAGGAACGACGGCGCCGGCAGCACUGCGAGGCGCAGCUGGUGGAACUGGAUGACGAGAGGCGGGAACUGCGGCAGCAACUGACGCAGUCUGUGCGGCAGCAGGAGGAGUACGAACGGCGGACCGUCUCGCUGGAGCGGUCACUUAAGUCGGCGAAGAAGGCUGCUGCAGUCUCGUCGACUGAGGCGACGCGGCUCUGUGAAAUGGAGGCGAGCCUGCACGAGGCGCGCAGCACGGCACUGGCGCUGCAGCAGAAGGUAGAAGCCCUCGUGCGUGAGCGGCAUGAGGCGGCUCAGGUGAACGCAUCGCUGCAGGCGUCACUGCGCCGCUUCGAGGCGAAGGAGCAGCUUGCCCGGCGUGCCUUCGCCAACUUCAUCGAGACGCAGGAGCACGUGCUUGACGACCUCGGGGGUAUGCUGCAGCACGCUGACAAUGUCGGUGACGACGAUGACAAGAAUAAGGCGUUGCACACCGGCGUGACGGAUCUCCACGAGUGGCUGUGUGUGCGUCUAGGGGAGCAGCGAGAGUUUCACGCCGGCCUAAGGCGGAGUUACGCACAGCAGUGCGACGGAGGCGGUGAGCAGCAGAGCGCGGCGUGA
Trypanosoma grayi is the source of this 2370-nucleotide messenger RNA. RefSeq lists its product as hypothetical. The transcript has a single exon. The record is from RefSeq and is a predicted model, not a curated record. NCBI's taxonomy places the organism in Eukaryota, Euglenozoa, Kinetoplastea, Trypanosomatida, Trypanosomatidae. The coding region runs from base 1 to 2370 and encodes 789 amino acids. Gene Ontology annotation, molecular function: protein binding.